ACACGGUCACUAUCAGCGCUUUUAUUUAUACGCCUACUGAGGUUGGAGCACUAGAUGAGAUGGCGCUAGCUGAGCAGACUGACGUCAAGAUGGCCGAAAAAUUAAAAGAUGGCGCCGAAGAUGACCUGUCUGAAUCUCAGAUUAGCAAACUAUUCGUCGGAGCGACGGUCUUCUUGACUGGUGGGACUGGUUUCUUAGGGAAACUCCUCAUUGAUAAAUUACUAAGAUGCUGUCCAGACAUCAAGAAGCUGUAUCUUUUAACAAGACCAAAGAAGAAUAAAGAUAUAUUAAAGAGACUGCAGGAACAAUUCGAUGACGCCCUAUACGAUACACUUCGUAAAGAAUUGCCGGAUUUCAUCGAAAAGAUAGCAAUAAUUGAAGGAGAUAUGGGAGAACUGAAUCUUGGAAUAAGCGACGAAGACAGGACGAAACUAAUCAAUGAGGUAGAUUUUAUUUUCCACGGCGCAGCGACUGUGAGAUUCGAUGAAAGCUUGCAAACAGCAGUCAAUAUCAACGUUCGCGGAACGCGAGAAAUAUUGAACCUUGCACGAGCUUGCAAGAAAUUGCGCGCACACGUUCACAUAUCAACCGCUUACAGUAACUGCACGAGAAAGGAUAUUGAUGAGGUAUUCUACGAGAGUGUACUACCGGGAGAGAAGCUGAUUGACAUUGUUGAAACCAUGGAUGAAAAAACAUUAAAUGCAAUAACUCCAGGAUUACUGGGUGACUAUCCAAACACUUACGUGUACACAAAGGCGGCAGCUGAAGACAUAGUCCGAACAUAUUCAAAGGGUCUUCCGGUCGCUUUGUUUAGACCGUCUAUAGUCAUAUCAACCAGUAAAGAGCCUACCACUGGAUGGAUAGAUAACGUGUACGGACCAACUGGAGUGGUUGUUGGCGCGGCUAUUGGUCUUCUCCACGUUCUACACUGCAACCCGAAGGUUGUAGCUGAUCUGGUCCCAGGUGACUUCGUGGUGAACGGCUGCCUCGCUGUCGCUUGGAAGACCUCCAAGACCUAUCUUGGUAACCACGAAGAAGCGCCGGUGGAUCAACUGCCAGUUGUGUAUAACUAUAUAUCAUCGGUAGAAAAACCCAUCACAUGGGAGUUAUUCAUGAAAUACACGGAAGUGUACGGCUUAGACGUGCCAUCGACCAAGGCUAUAUGGGCUUAUCUCUUAAUCCUUACGCCGUCUGCAUUUUUCUACAGCUUGUUGGCCUUUUUCCUACACUGGAUCCCGGCUUACAUAGCCGAUGCGUUUUUAACGAUCAUCGGAAAGAAACCUAUGUUAGUCAAAGCUUAUACGAAAAUAGAAAAAUUUUCAACCGUAAUCUCUUAUUUCGCACUUCGAGAAUGGAAAUUCAGUAACAACAAUACUCAGAAUCUUUUCAAGGAACUCUGCGAUGUCGACAAACGUACUUUUAACUUUGACGUGAGUACGUUGAACUGGAUAGAAUUCUAUCAAACUUACGUCAGAGGCAUUAGAAAGUAUCUUUUAUCGGAUCCGCUGGAGACAAUACCUCAGGGUAGGAGGAAACUCUUUAGAUUAAAAAUACUACAUUAUAUCAUUGUCACUUUGUGUUUUUUGUGUCUUUGUAAAUUAUUUAUGUUUUUUGCUCGAUUAAUCGUUGAUUUAAUAUAAAAUUUGAAUAAUAUGUAAGUAAUAAAUAAGUUUGUUGUGAUUAUUAUACAAUAUAUGUAAUGAGUGCGAUAAUGUAAUUGUAAUGUCAAUUUUAAUUAGGUCACUCACGGUGGUUGAAAGUGUGUGGUUUUGUAAAAUAGUAGUAAAUAAGGAAGUAGCAGCUGGCAAUAGUACCUAGGCCUACGAAUUAUUAAGAAUUAAAAUUCUGGGAUAGUUGAUUAUAAUAAAUAAACAAAAAAUAGAGUAAUAUA
Messenger RNA from Melitaea cinxia (Glanville fritillary), 1891 nucleotides. Its product is annotated as fatty acyl-CoA reductase wat-like. Gene Ontology annotation, molecular function: alcohol-forming very long-chain fatty acyl-CoA reductase (NADP+) activity. Lineage: Eukaryota; Metazoa; Arthropoda; Insecta; Lepidoptera; Nymphalidae. The record is from RefSeq and is a predicted model, not a curated record. The coding region runs from base 60 to 1640 and encodes 526 amino acids. Gene Ontology annotation, biological process: long-chain fatty-acyl-CoA metabolic process. Gene Ontology annotation, cellular component: peroxisome. The transcript has 11 exons.